Messenger RNA from Hermetia illucens (black soldier fly), 1394 nucleotides. RefSeq lists its product as uncharacterized. NCBI's taxonomy places the organism in Eukaryota, Metazoa, Arthropoda, Insecta, Diptera, Stratiomyidae. Bases 85 to 1293 code for a protein of 402 amino acids. Gene Ontology annotation, cellular component: basement membrane. The transcript is spliced from 8 exons. The record is from RefSeq and is a predicted model, not a curated record. Gene Ontology annotation, biological process: cell-matrix adhesion.
UUAUCGAAGUAAUGGCAAAACAAUUAUUGUCAAUUAAAAGAUUUAUGUUGUGAUUCAGUAUUUGGUUGAUACAUAAUAGGGAAGAUGCCUUUCUUUCUAGAGUUUUCCAUAGUUUUGUUACUGUUUAGGCUAUGUAGUGCUAACAUCUUCUGUUCAGAGCAAUAUUGCCAAUCUUAUCGAGAGCAGAAAGGUUGUCCAGUUUUGUCAACUGGAUGUCAAAUACAGAACGAGACUCAUAAUGGAGAAGUUUUCCCUGCUGCCGACCCAUGCAAUUGUUGUAAUGUUUGCUUGGAGAAUAUAAGAGAGGGACAAUAUUGCACUAUUGGGUCUAUUGACGCCGCACCACCCCUAUAUGCGUGUGGGCCUGGUUUGAAAUGUGUACGUGACCAGGAGGAUGAGGAUUACAAGUGCCAACGCAUGACCGACACGCCUUGUUUUCAAGAACAAAUUGAGUUCGACAAGAAAUAUUCGGCAAAUGAAACUGGUUCUUAUAUGCAGCGUCCAAACUGCGAUGGUGAUGGAAAUUAUCGACCGAUUAAAUGUCAUCCAGGCCAAACGUGUUUUUGCGUGGAUGAAGAAGGAAAACGUAUAUUUGGGGAAGCACCGCAUUCCACCUACACUGAACUUACGAUGAAGUGUGAAUGCUCUCGUCUGAACGACAAGCUUUCAAAACUUCUCCCUUCAAGAUACCCUGUUAUAACUGCUCGAUGCCUUGAAGAUGGAAGUUUCGAUCCGAUGCAAUGCAUGGGGGAUUCUUGCACUUGUGUUGACCAAAGUACAGGAUUUCCUGUAACAGAUACAUUUAAUGCAACUGAAAUUGGAUUUAAAAACCUGCCUUGUUAUAAUAAGACAAUUCAUCGGAGCUGGCUUUAUCUUCAUGACUGCGAAAUAAUCCAAGAUGAGUACAUAGAGCAAAUCCAGACAUCUGAAGCAGAAGGCUUUUCAGUGAUAAACUUCAAAGGGCAACUUUGCCAACCUGAUGGAUGGUUUUUGCCAGUGCAGACCAACAGUACACAUAAAUAUUGCGGGGAUAAAUAUGGUCGCCAAAUAGGGGAUUAUAGUGCACCAAAAAAGUCUGCAAAAAAUAUGAAUUGCCUAUGUGCCAGGACUAUAGAUCUGACAACUAAGGAUCACACUUCACCAACUCGGCAGUGUUGUUCGAAUGGAAAUUUCAAACCGGUGCAUUGUCAUUUAGAUAAAUGUUAUUGCGUCGACGAAAAUGGCCUGCAAACAACGAAGGAGGUGGAUCAGUCGAAUGUCUCGUCUUUGCCUUGCUAUUCCAAUAUCUGCUAAGUAGGAUUAUCCCAUAUUUCAUUAGUACACCAUAGAUGAAAAAGUUGUAAAUCGUUGCACAAUUUCGUAUUGUAUUAUUAUUAUUAUCCAUGCAAAAAUUC